Molecule: messenger RNA, 6015 nt
Organism: Falco peregrinus (peregrine falcon)
Lineage: Eukaryota; Metazoa; Chordata; Aves; Falconiformes; Falconidae
Gene: ATG9A
Product: autophagy related 9A
Exons: 12
Coding region: 827-3718 (963 amino acids)
Biological process (GO): protein localization to phagophore assembly site; autophagy of mitochondrion
Cellular component (GO): phagophore assembly site; autophagosome
Source: RefSeq, a predicted model, not a curated record
GCGGGACGCGCCCCGCCGCUCCCGGGCUCUCAGUGCUGGUGGAGACACUGGGUUUGGGGUAACUCGGAGCUGGGGCAGCGUCUGUCCCUUCCUGCGUCCCGUAGGGCACACACAGCUCCAGAGGGGCUGGGGGAUGGCAGAACCCCCUGCCUGUGGGGUGCUGUCACCUGACACUGAGGGGACAGAGAGCUUCUUUUAGGGAUCCUCGGCAAAGUGAUGAUGGUACCAAGUUCUCAUUACAAUUAAAGCUUUAUUUUCUUAACAGGAUUCAAUUAUUAGCAUAGCAUAGGAUUUAUAAUCGGAGUAGGUCUCUGUAAGCAGAAUCAGUGUAGUACAAUUCUAUUAGUAGCAUAGUACAGAACUCUAUAGCACUACUUAGCUUAUGGUUUGUAAUCACCUGGACUCUUUGCAGAUUAGUUUAUAUCUUAAUACAUACUUUUCUGUAUCAGUGUAGUAAUCAUAAUCUAGACCCAAAAAUCAUAUAUAUGCAUAUAUUAAUAAUACAAGUCACUCAAUCCUUGGAGGAAGCAGAUGACAGUGGGGGCAUCCCUGGCUACUGGCGGGUCCUGGGUCUCACUGUCCAGCAGCAGUUCCAAUCCAAGUUCCCACUUAGGACUUAUAACUCCUUGAUUUUGUGGACAGCGCUCUGGGUGCUGUGACACUUCCCUGUUCUGUGACAGGGUCAUCACCGCCAUCAGGUUGGCCGGGUACUGGCACAAAAGGGAGUAAUCAGCCUGGCACCUAGGAAUCUUGAGGCCAGUAGAGGGGAAAAGAAGAAAUCUGUUUGGUUUGUCUACUUGGUUCACGGAAGCUUCAGGGCCUGAUAAUGAAAGUGAUCUGCUCGGUCACAGAGAAUGGCUGCUUGCCAUUUAAAACGGUGUUAGUUAUGCUAACCACAUUACCAAGGGUUGGAAGUAGGGUGUGCCGGUCACAGGUGCGAGGGGUACUAAAUGCGUUUUUGCCUGUCUCUGUGUUAUUCUGCCCUGCCCUGCCCACCCUUGUGCAGCCUGAGGGCAGGCUGAGUUUCUGCUCUGUGUUGGGACAGACCCUUCUCUGGGUGUCGAAUGAAGUAAGAAAGGAGCUUGGAUGGAGUCAAGUCUUCCUAUCCCAGCUGUGCUUUACCUGGGCAGAGUGUGUUUUCCUGCAGCAGAGAACCAGCUUGCUGAUGACUAGGGGUAGGAGGGUUUUCCUUUGGUGGUGGAGAGGGGCUUGGCUGGGGAGCUGUGGGAUGCCAGUGGGACAGAAUCCUCUCCAUCCUUCAUCAGAGAGAAGGAGUCUCCAGGCUGUUCUCCUUGACUGUAGCUUUCACGUCUAUAACCUGCAUCAGAAGAAUGGCUUCACUUGCAUGCUCAUUGGAGAGAUCUUUGAGCUCAUGCAGUUCAUCUUUGUGGUGGCAUUCACCACCUUUCUUAUCAGCUGCGUUGAUUAUGAUAUCCUGUUUGCCAACAAAGCGGUAAAUCACAGCCAGCAUCCCAGUGAGCCCAUUAAGGUGACUCUGCCAGAUGCCUUCCUGCCUCCAAAUGUCUGUAGUGCAAGAAUCCAAGCAAACAGCUUCCUCAUCUGCAUCCUGGUGAUAGCUGGGGUUUUCUGGAUCCACCGACUUGUCAAAUUUAUCUACAACAUAUGCUGCUAUUGGGAGAUUCACUCUUUCUACAUCAAUGCCCUCAAAAUCCCUAUGUCCACUCUGCCAUACUACACCUGGCAGGAGGUGCAGGCUCGCAUCGUGCAGAUCCAGAAGGAGCAUCAGAUCUGCAUCCACAAGAAGGAGCUGACAGAGCUGGACAUCUACCACCGCAUCCUUCGCUUCAAGAACUACAUGGUGGCCAUGGUGAACAAAUCACUGCUACCCAUCCGCUUCCGCCUGCCCCUGCUGGGAGACACUGUCUUCUACACGCGUGGGCUCAAGUACAACUUUGAGCUCAUCUUCUUUUGGGGGCCUGGCUCCCUCUUUGAGAAUGAGUGGAGCCUGAAGGCCGAGUACAAGCGGGCCGGGAACCGCCUGGAGCUGGCUGAGAAGCUCAGCACUCGCAUUCUCUGGAUUGGCAUUGCUAACUUCCUCCUCUGCCCCCUCAUCCUCAUCUGGCAGAUCCUCUACGCCUUCUUCAGCUACACGGAGAUCUUGAAGCGGGAGCCCGGCAGCCUGGGUGCCCGCUGCUGGUCUCUCUAUGGCCGCUGUUACCUCCGUCACUUCAACGAGCUGGACCAUGAACUGCACUCACGCCUCAGCAAAGGAUACAAGCCAGCUUCCAAGUAUAUGAACUGCUUUAUCUCCCCGCUGCUCACCAUCGUGGCCAAGAAUGUCGCCUUCUUUGCUGGCUCCAUCCUGGCUGUGCUGAUUGCUCUCACCAUCUAUGAUGAGGAUGUGCUGGCGGUUGAGCAUGUCCUGACCACAGUCACCCUCCUCGGGGUGGGCAUCACGGUGUGCAGGUCUUUCAUCCCUGACCAGCACCUGGUGUUCUGCCCAGAGCAGCUGCUGCGAGUCAUCCUGGCACACAUCCACUACAUGCCUGACCACUGGCAGGGCAAUGCCCACCGCUAUGAAACCAGGGACGAGUUUGCCCAGCUCUUCCAGUACAAAGCGGUCUUUAUCCUGGAGGAGCUCCUCAGUCCCAUCAUUACCCCCUUGAUCCUCAUCGUCUGCCUGCGGCCCAAGUCCUUGGACAUUGUUGACUUCUUCCGCAACUUCACUGUGGAGGUGGUGGGCGUGGGUGACACCUGCUCCUUUGCCCAGAUGGAUGUGCGCCAGCAUGGCCACCCGGCGUGGAUGUCAGCAGGAAAGACGGAGGCCUCCAUUUACCAGCAGGCUGAGGAUGGCAAGACGGAACUGUCCCUCAUGCACUUUGCCAUCACCAACCCCAAAUGGCAGCCACCCCGCGAGAGCACGGCCUUCAUCGGCUUCCUGAAGGAGCGGGUGCACCGGGACAGCAGCGUGGCACUGGCUCAGCAAGCUGUGCUCCCUGAAAAUGCCCUCUUCAGCUCCAUCCAGUCCCUACAGUCGGAGUCGGAGCCUCACAGCCUGAUUGCCAAUGUGAUAGUGGGCUCCUCGGUACUGGGCUUUCACAUGGGCCGGGAUGGACAGGCCUCCCGCCAUCUCUCCGAGGUGGCCUCUGCCCUGCGUUCCUUCUCACCACUGCAGUCUGCCCAGCAGCCUCCCAGCGGCUUCCAGACAGCGGGAAGGGAUGGAGAGGGAGCCCAGCCUCGCAGUGCCAGUGCCAUGACAGCCUCCGGUGCUGAUGCGAGGACCGUGAGCUCCGGGAGCAGCGCCUGGGAGGGUCAGCUGCAGAGCAUGAUCCUGUCGGAGUACGCUUCCACCGAGAUGAGUCUUCACGCACUCUACAUGCAUGAGUUGCACAAGCAGCACGCCCAGCUGGAGCCUGAGCGGCACACUUGGCACCGGCGAGAGAGUGAUGAGAGCGGGGAGAGCGCCCACGAGGAGCUGGAUGCUCAACGAGGUGCCCCUGUCCCCAUCCCUCGCUCUGCCAGCUACCCCUUCUCCUCACCACGGCAGCCUGCCGAGGAGACGGCCACGCUGCAGACUGGCUUCCAGCGGCGAUACGGUGGGAUCACAGACCCGGGCACAGUACACAGAGCUCCAUCACACUUCUCCCGCCUCCCUCUGGGAGGCUGGGCUGAGGAUGGGCAGUCGGCCAGACACCCAGAGCCUGUGCCAGAGGAGAGCUCAGAGGAUGAGCUUCCACCACAGAUCCACAAGGUAUAGCCUUGUAGACUGGGGAUCUCAUGGGAGCUGCAGGCUGGGAGCCUCCUCGGCAGCAGGAUGUGGCGUCAGCCUGAUUCUUCUCCCAUCCUGAGUGGACAGGAUAGUCCUGGGCUCCAUUUUGUUGCCAUCAAUUGCCGAAGAGACAAAACAGCCAAACUGGCAGAUUUGUGGUGGCACAUUGUGUCCAGCCGUGUGUCAAGUCAACGCCACUCUGACUUUUGUGGGGUGAAUGCGUGUGUGAGUACCUACAUGUGUCUGUGUUCACGUCUGUGUUGUCCAUGUCAGAGGAUCACUGCAGAGUCUGUGAAAGCUGACGUGACAGGACUAGCGGUGGGAAGCUGUGGACUGGCUUGGAGGUGGCGGCAGCAGCUGCUGUCGGAAGGGAUGUGAGAUGGCGCCAGCUCCAGAUGUCCGCCCAGGGCUGCAACCUGCCUCCAAAACGAAGGCAGGAGCUGUUGAGGGGGCUCUAGCUCAGCUUGUAGCACCACACCUGCCCUGCCUGUAGCCCUGAGGAGGUACUCGGGACCGUGUUCGCCCUCCUGGGGAGGACCAGUGUUGUGCCCCUCAGGCCGGAGCCGGACAGCAGUGGGGCAGUCAUCCACCCCUCUGCCCCAGCACCCUGCAGAGGGAUGGGCCCCGGUGCUGCUAUUGUGAGUAAGGGUGGGAUCUAGAGCUGGUGGGGACAGCUCUGGCUGGGAUCCGGGGAUGCUUGCAGCUCUUCCCUGACUCUGAUGACAUCUGGCCCGUCCCCUGUGCACAAGAAAGGGUCAGUGGGGUGAAAGUCCUGGGUCCCUGACAUCCCUCCCAGCUGGCAGCCUCCAGGAUGUGCCUCUGGGCUAGGGCAGCGGCAUUCUCCCCCCUGCAUGGCGCCCAUGGGAUGUGGGCUGCUAGUAGGCCCUCCUGCAGUGCCAAAGAGACCCCAGCGCGUGGUAGCCUGGUGUCUCCCAGGAGUGCUCGCAGCCCCCUUGGAGCCCACCCUGAAGGUCUUGUGCCCUGUGUAUUGGUUCCCUUCCUGCAGGCAUGAUAAAGGCCUUUCCCCCAUGCCCAGGCUGUGGUGCAUUGGGUCUGUCCUGCUGAUGCAGCCAUUUCUGGGGUAUUGAGCCUUUCCUCUUCCCCAAGCAAAGGCUUCAGUGUCUCACAUCUCCAUUGGAGGCUUCCAGCUCCUCCUUCUCUCCUGGAAGGACCCUUUUGCUUGCUGCCAGCUUGUGCUAGCGGGGCAGGGAGGGUGCCCUGAACCCAGAAGGGAGAGGCAAACCCAAGCGUGGCCUUGGGGUGGUGAGGGGGGGAUCAGGAUCGCAGCUGGGCAGCAUGGCCUCAGACAAGACCUUUCCACCAUUGUUCUGGUUUCGCUCUCUUCCAGCGGCAGCUUGCGAGGAUCUGCGCCCCAGCUAACCCCGUGCUGGGCUUUGCUUUCCCCUCCCUCCCUGCCCUUGCCUCUAGCUUGCUUUUGCCGUGCCCUUGGGGAGCACCGCCACCCCUUCUCUAUCGUCGCUGGAGUCCAGGGCUGCCUCUCUUUCCCUGCCAGGAUUAUUGCCCGCUGCCCUUUGAGACACCUGCUCCCAGGGUACAUGCACCCGGGCAGCCAGGGCAUGAGCAGGGCUUAGGUGCUCACACAGGGGCAGGCUCUUUGGGGGUGGCCAGGCUCCCUGCUGCAACGGAGAAGGGACCAGAGCUGUGACUGUUCUGGGGUCUAUAAGAAACCGCAGUGUGCUAAAGCAGAGCUCAGCAUGGGGAUCAGCUCCUCACUGCUGGGGUCAGGACUGAGCCAGGCAGGGGGGCCGUGGACCUGGGUGCUGCUGGGGUCCUCCCGUGGAGGAGUGGCUGCAACAGCCCCCACGGCAGCUCCAGCUUGGGGCUGCUAUGGCGUGGUGAAAGGAAACUGGAAAAUCUCCUGGGAACCCAAGCUCUCCGGUGGCUUCCCCUGCCAUCCAGGCUGCCGCCCUGCACAGAGGUGAGCCUCGCCAGGGCGGUGGGAUGGGACGCUGCGCCUGGGCUUCCCGGCGGAGUUGCUGCUGCUCCGAAAACGGAACAGCCGAAGGCUGGCAGCGGCCUGGGGCACUGCGAGAAGUCUGGGCCUUUCCCUGGGCUGGCAGGAGGGAGAGGCUGGGCAGGAGCUGCCCGGAGUCCUUGCCGCAUGUUGUGCUUGUGUCGUCGGUGUCCCAUGUGCAUGGCGAGCCACUCUUCCUCAUCUCCCGGGGCAUGUGGGCACAGGGGUCCCUGGGGAGCGCAGUGUCGCGCCCCCCCGUGCCCUCGCUGUACAGCUGUAUAGCCAUCUAAUAAAGAUGGGGUGUAUCAUC